Molecule: messenger RNA, 1938 nt
Organism: Striga hermonthica
Lineage: Eukaryota; Viridiplantae; Streptophyta; Magnoliopsida; Lamiales; Orobanchaceae
Source: the annotation of a GenBank genome assembly
AUGGCGGGAGGUGGUGCAGCUCCUGGUGCGGCGGGGGCCACCGUGAGAAUCGUGGUUGCCGGAGAUGCAAAAACGGGGAAGUCGAGUCUGAUACUUACGGCAGCCGCAGAGAAUUUUCCGAGCAAUGUGCCGCCGGUUCUGACGCCCACAAGGCUUCCGGAGGACUUGUACCCAGACCGUGUACCUGUCACCAUUAUUGAUACUUCGUCCAGCCCUGAGAAUAAAGGUAAGCUUGUUGAAGAACUGAUGAGAGCUGAUGCAGUUGUUCUAACAUAUGCAUGUGAUAGGCCCGAAACACUUAAAAGAUUAAGCACGCACUGGCUUCCUGAACUUCGACUAUUAGAGGUUAAUGUCCCGGUUAUUGUGGUGGGUUGCAUGCUAGAUAAGAGAGGUGACCAACAAUCUGUUAGUCUGGAGCAGGUUAUGUCACCUAUAAUGCAGGAGUUCCGGGAGAUUGAAACUUGUAUUGAAUGUUCUGCUGUAAAUCAUAUUCAGAUUCCUGAGGUUUUCUACUAUGCACAAAAAGCUGUGCUUCAUCCCACAGCUCCACUAUUUGAUCAGGAGCAACAAGUUCUCAAACCUAGGUGUGUGAGGGCUUUGAAAAGAAUCUUUAUUCUUUGUGAUCAUGACAGGGAUGGCGCCCUCAGCGAUGCUGAGUUGAAUGAAUUUCAGGUUAAGUGUUUCAAUGCCCCACUACAACCAUCUGAGAUAGUGGGUGUUAAAAGGGUUGUGGAAGAGAAAUUGCGGGAAGGUGUCGAUGCUCGUGGUCUGACAUUGACAGGCUUUUUAUUUCUCCAUGCUCUUUUCAUUGAGAAGGGGCGUUUAGAAACUACAUGGACUGUGCUAAGGAAAUUUGGAUAUAACAAUGAAAUUAGGCUUCGCGACGAUCAAUUACCACCUCCAAUAAAGAAAUAUCCUGACCAGAGUGUGGAGCUAACAAAUGAAGCUGUGGAGUUCCUCAAAAGGAUCUUCGUUACGUACGAUGUUGAUCGUGAUGGAGCUCUUCGAUUUGCUGAGCUUGAAGAUCUGUUCUCAACUGCACCCGAAAAUCCUUUCAAUAAAGCUCCAUAUAUCGACGCUUCAGAAAAGACUGCUGUUGGUGGACUAUCAUUGGAUGGAUUUCUAUCGCUGUGGGCACUUAUGAUGCUUCUGGAUCCGAUUCGUAGUUUGGAGACCCUGAUAUAUAUAGGUUAUGGUGGCGAUCCUUCAUCCGCUAUACGGGUAACUCGAAGAAGACGUUUAGAUCGUAAAAAGCAGCAAUCAGAAAGAACAGUGUAUCAGUGUUUUGUUUUUGGACCAAAAGAAUCAGGGAAAUCUGCUUUGCUUGAUAAAUUCAUUGGAAGGCCUUUCCGUGAAAAAUAUGUCCCAACAACCGGUGACAAAUACGCUGCUAAUGUCUUCGAUCAACCGUCAGGACUUAGGAAGACUCUGGUGUUGCGGGAAAUCCCUGAGGACGGAGUGAAAGAGUUACUAUCUAAGAAGGAUGCAUUGGCUGCAUGUGAUGUUGCAUUGUUCGUUCAUGACAGUUCUUGUGAGUCUUCCUGGCAGAAAUCAACAGAUAUGCUUGUGGAUGUGGCCAGUCAAGGGGAAGCUACUGGUUAUGAGGUGCCCUGUCUCAUUGUUGCUGCUAAGGAUGAUCUGGACCCUUACCUGACAGAGAUCCAAGAUUCAACAAGGGUAAGCCAGGAUAUGGGAAUAGAGGCUCCUAUCCCUCUCAGCACAAAGCUGGGAGACUUGAGCAACAUUUUUCAUAAAAUUGUGAGAGCAGCUGAGCAUCCCCAUUUAAGCAUUCCUGAGACAUCAGCCGGGAAAAGCCGCAAGCAAUAUCACCGGCUUAUUAAUCGCUCUCUAGUGUUUAUAUCAGUUGGAGCAGCUGUUGCUGUUGUUGGGUUGGGCGCAUACCGUGUUUAUGCCGCAAGGAAAAGUUCUUCAAGUUAA